Messenger RNA from Zootermopsis nevadensis, 4833 nucleotides. RefSeq lists its product as uncharacterized. The record is from RefSeq and is a predicted model, not a curated record. Lineage: Eukaryota; Metazoa; Arthropoda; Insecta; Blattodea; Termopsidae. Gene Ontology annotation, molecular function: DNA-binding transcription factor activity, RNA polymerase II-specific. Gene Ontology annotation, biological process: regulation of transcription by RNA polymerase II. Gene Ontology annotation, cellular component: nucleus.
AACUGAAUCAAACUGUGCAUGACUUUAUUGUAUAAUCUACAUCGAAUUGUUCUUUAUCUGCUGUUCUUGGAAACUCUCUAUAGUGUGUCGGCUGCUAGUAUAUCCUCAUGGCGUCUGCUACCUGUCUAGAGCGACUGGCGCCAACAAUUUUCGUAGGAUGUAGACAAUCUCUUGCAAUGAUAACCAGCUUGAAAGGAAUGGCUGCGCAGGAGCUCUUCUUGAUAUGCUGGCUGAAGUUGCAUCACAGACUUUACAUUCAGAUCCUAGUGUUAAGAUAUCAUCAAUCAAAAGAACAGCCAAAAAGACUGCAGACAUCAGUUGCCACUUUUCAAAGAAGAAGAAGCAACGAGCGACUUGUAACAGUCGAAGCAGAGAAGGGAAUACAAUGGACCUAGAAUAUCUUCGUUCCCUAAAAGCCAAUCAUUUGCUCAAGCUGUUCUCCGAGUUCGAUGGUGAUGAAAUUCGUAGGAUAUUUACAUUCACUUGUUUUAUGGAACCAGACCAGUGCCAUCAGCAAUUUUCAAGUUUUGGUAGUGAGGGGAAAGCCAGACAGCAAAUGAAGACCCAUCUUUUGGAACAUGUGCAUCAGCUGGAACUUAAAGCAGAGUGUGGCUUUCAGUUCUCAGUUGAAUCAGUUAAAGUAAGACAGCACCGUCUAGCUGAAAAGUGCAGUGGGUCAAACAGGAGGCACAAACUUAACUCAAAGAUUAAAGUAGAAUCAAUUCCAAAAUCAGAGCCAUCAGAUGAAAAUGAUAGCAGUCUUCCUAAUAAGGAGAAAAACAACUGUUCAGUUUCGGAGAACUCUGUAGUUGUUAAGCCAAACCUAAAACCGGAAAAGUUUCUUAGCCAUGAAGCAACUGAAAGCUUUAAUGAGAACAAUAACAAGAAUGGAGUGGAAGUAGAAAGUAUUUUGGAUAUUAAUGAAUCACGAUACAAUGAUGUCAUAGAAAAAGUCUGUGAUACAGAAGAGAAAUGUGUAAACAAUGAAAAUUGUUAUGGAAUUUAUGAAGAACACAAUUAUGUUAUUCUUGACUCAGAAAAUAAUAAUACUGAUGUGUCAGCUGAAAAUCACAGAAAGUGCACUUGGCCUGAAAUGAAAAUUAAUCAGAAUGAUUACAAAUUACACGGACAAGAGAAACAAGGCAGAAUCAAGGAAGAUUCGGUCCUUUGUGAUAAGGCUCCUGCUGCAGAUUUGGGAAAAUUCAUGAUUGCAGAAACAUUACGUGAUAUGGUAAUGGUGUGUGUAAUGGAAGAGGAUCAGGUGCAACUGAAGCAGCUGCCUUGUGUAGGACAAGAAGUUGAUGUAGAUACCCAUCAGUCAUUUUCAUACAAGAUGAUCAGAUCAGAUGACCUUCCAGUUGUGCAAGAUAAUAGAAGAGCUGAACCUCAAGAUUAUAGUGAUGAAGUGAUGAGAGAAAUGAACUGUGAAAAGCGUAUUGAAAGGGAUGAAUACAUUCAAAAGAAGAAGCCCAAAGGGAAGGCUAAGUUUAUUGGGCAAUCAAAAGCUGAAAAGGAAAUGGCUAUCCAUUUGAUUGAAAUGAUGAAACGGAAAGGUAACAGUGAGUCUCUUGAAUGCUACAUUUGCAACCCACCUCGCUCAUUUACUGCACCAACUACUCUUAUUAGCCAUUACAGGAGUCAUGCAGGCAUCAAGCCCUAUGAAUGCCGAAUUUGUCAUUCAGUAUUCACCAGGCAGCACAGUCUAAACUACCACAUGUUAAUUCAUUCAAACCAGACACGUUUCACAUGCGCUGAUUGUGGCCGCAAGUUCAGACAUCCAUCUCAUUUCAAGGAACACAGGCGUCGCCACACAGGGGAAUCUCCAUAUGAAUGCUCAGAUUGCAUGCUUCGGUUCAAGACCCGUAACACUUACAAACGGCAUCUGAAAACUCGUCACGGGAAGGUAUUGACAACUUCUGGUGGCCUUAUCAUUUUGUCAGAGGAGGAGUUUCGUCGUGUCAGGACUCUACCUCGUUCCCCUCACAGCACUGCAGCUGUACAUGUAAAACAGGAACUACACAAUGGGAAGAAGAGAUCUCGCAAAGGAAAAGGGCGAUUUAAAGUUGGUGGUAAAAGGAAACAGUUGGAACCAUGCGAUGUAAUGAAUGAGGAAGAUGAAGAGGAAGAAAUUGGUUUUAAUUUUAACAGAGAAAUCAGUCAUCAGUCAAAAGCAUGUGUCACAACUCCUACUAACAAAGAUGAUGAUGAAGAAAAAGAAGAUGCAAGUUGUGUCGGUAAUGUCGAAAGUGAGGUUACAUUGCCAAUGACUGAAUCUGAACCACCCCAGAAAUCUUUCCAAGAUAUUGUGGAAGAAGCCAUGAGACAGAGCAAUAUUUCUUUCACAGAUGAUCUAGAAAAUGAUAAAGCCAAUUUGGUUAUGUUGGAUGUACCUAUUACUAACACUGAAAAUGUAUAUGGGCCAAAAGACAAGGCAUUUGAGACCCAUGAAGUAAAUAAGCAAGGGUUAGGUUUUCCCAUCAAGAGUAGCUGGAACACAGAUAAUGUUAAUCUAAAAAGCCCAAACGAAGGAAAGAUGUACACAGCAAGAAACAAAUCAGGCCGAGAGUUAGUUAAUAGAAGUGCUAAAAAGAAUGUUGCUCACUUACAGGCUAAGACAAAGAAGUCAUUGAUAUUGCCUAAUAACGUUGGAUUUAAUCCCCUGAUGAUUAAGACAGGAAUUCACCAAGCACAAAAUUUACCCACAAUCCUGUCUAGUAGCGUGCAGACAUCUCCCUUUAGCUCCUCCACUUCAUCAUCAUCGGCAUCAUUCCUUUCACCUCAGUGCGAAGUGGACAAGAAAAGUCCAGUCUCAACACAGUCAGAUGCUAAAGUUUUGAACGUAGUUGGAUCAGACAGGGUGAGUAUUAUCAGUGCUAACUCACAACAAGCUACAAUCAUGCUCAUAGCUGAUGAAUGUAACAGUUUCACUGCAGUAUCAAAUCAGAAUUAUAUUUUAAAGGGUCUCAGAAUUAACUCUGAUAAGAAAACACUGUAAAAAUGUCACAAAUAUGAUGGAGUUUUAAGUGAUGAAGAUGGUAAUGGACAUGAAUCAUAAAUUAGCUUGAGAUGCCUUAACCACAGUAUAAUGACACUAAUGGUUACAUGAACCCACUAUAACAUUUCCCAGGGAAAUUAUCUCAGUGUUGUGAGGAGUACAGAAAUGGUCUAAAGGUAUCAGGAAGUUUUAAGUAGGGCAAUGUGACAUUAAACUCACAUUACCAACUAGUUUUUUUUCUUUGAAAGAAAGCACAUGAAAUGACAUUAUUGAUAAUGUUUCUCUGACUUUUAUAUGAAUAAUAUUUAAAAUUAUGUAGUAAUGAAUAGCAUCAUUCCAAUUUUGUAGUUUUUGUAAUACCCUAAAUUUAGUAGUAGGUGUACUGUGUACGUGGAUAUGUACAUAUUUCAGCAUCGAAGUAAGAAUGCAUAUAAUCGACAGAAGCUGUACAUCUGCAGUUAUCGAAACUUUGUAUCUGAAUUUAUUCAAGACUGAACAUAUUUUGACAAAACGUUGCAGUGAGAAGAACAUACAAUAUGGUUUCUUUAAAAUGUACUAUUUCUGUGGUAACUUUUCAACUGCAUUAAAGAAAUACUAGUUACUUUUUAUACUCAGAAUAUAAGGACAAGAGUAUAUUUUUGAAGAUACAUUUAUUUGGAUAGUGUUACUAGUUGUCGUUAUUGCAUAAAGAAACACUUUCUAUUCUGCAAAUGUUUUAUACUUGCAAUUAUAUGUUUGUUAAAUAUGAAUUGGGGCUGUUUUUUGAUACCUAACAAAAUUAUGCCCAAAACUAUAAUUAAAAAUAUAACAAAAUAUACAUUUAUUGAAAUUAAAACAGAGCUGGGAUACUUCAGAUGGUAUACUGACUAUAUUAUGAGCUGGCUGUCCAGGAUUUGAUUCCCUGCAAGGCCAUAUAUUUAGUCUCAUAUCACACGUCCCCAUGGCACAGUGCUUAAUUAAGCGCAGAUAUAUCUUCAUGGCAUGUUCCUUCAUUAAAGGCAGGGACAAAUUUAUCUUUAACUUUAAAGCAGAAUAUAUUUGAAACUGCAGUUGAACUUGAUUACAACACCUUGGCCAUAACACUGGAUACCACUUGGUUCCCUCAGAAUGCUCUUUAACCUUUAAUCAUACAGAAAUAAGGGGUUUAAAUCCCCAUAAUACAGGGCUGAUAAUUGGGCUUAAAUCUAGGAUUUAAAGUGGUUUGCAACUGCAACAUAAAGCCAGCUGGAAUGCACAUAAUCUCUGAUGCAUAGCUAAUAAAGGUUAAAAAUGUAUCUUCACCAUUUUCAUGUUUCUCACAUGAAUUUUUUUAGAGUCCUCAAAAAAGAGUGGUUUACAAAGCUGUCCAAACAUAUUUUGGCAAAAUAAGUUGUUACAGAUGGGCACUUAGGUUAAACUAUAAGAUGUGAAAGUCAUGGAGCAUACAACCAUUGUUAACACAAGCCCACCAAGUUACUAUUACCUGAAAGUAUGGCCUCAAAGUUGUAAAUAGUGGUUAGCUCAAGUUUCUUCCAUAACACCCAAGUGUAACUGAAGUUAUUCGGUAGAGAUAUAUUUUCUUAAUCUAGGUAAACAUGUUUAAAAACAAUGUCUGUGUUUCCAUUUAUUACAUCUGUAUUGUUUAUGGUAAUGGUCUUCCUUAAUAGUGUUGUUUAUUAUUAUAUAUAGAGAACAGUAUUUAGAAUAAGGAAUUUUUAUAUGAUUUUAUAUUAUGCAGUAAAACAUUUUCUAAGGAAACCAAUUUUAUAUUUUGUGUAACCGAGGGCUCAGAAUAUACCUGUGCAAGUUAUUAUAGCUGGAGAAGGUAUUAACAAUAAACAAGAGGUGUCUUAUGGCUA